AUGCCUCCCCCUGCAUCCCCCGUAACCGAGAAACCCUCACCCGAUCGUCAUCAUUCCAGGUUUUACGCGGAACUUCAGCAGCUCCAGCCCGCAAUCCUGCAUGAAACUCCAAAGCUUCCGACGCCCGAUCCUCCCCCAGCGAAUGAAGAGCUUCAACGACACGGAACAAGACGCCGAGCUUUGGCAAAGCUUCGAACGAGGCUAGACCGAAGGCAGCUCCACAGCAAGGCUGAGCGCCCGAUUCUCGGCAUCAAGCCACAGCCAAAAGCCGCGGUGGGGCCCAGCCUCAGCCGGAGAGUGGGGGCUUUCCCGACAGCCAUUGCGCGGUACGUCACUGAGCCUAGCCCUGAAGCUUUGCCCUGGUCUUCCAUUGGCAGUUCUAGACCCCUGUCAGGAAUCGCCCGGCGGUUCGGCGUGCGUGUCGGCGGAGCCCUCCGGGAGAGGCUCGAUUGCGUCCAAUCACAGGCCGCGGCUGGCCAUUUGCCACAGCUGUCUUCUGGUCCUCGCUGCGGCUGUUGGCUCGGGGUUAACGGUGGGCUCUACUUGACUCUGGUUGGCUCGACGAACCUGGCGCCGCGUAGGAGACAUUGCCGAAUUCCGAAUCCAGCAGGACCCUGGCUGGUCUUCAGCUCGCAAGGCAAGAUUGAUUGA
Molecule: messenger RNA, 651 nt
Organism: Trichoderma gamsii
Lineage: Eukaryota; Fungi; Ascomycota; Sordariomycetes; Hypocreales; Hypocreaceae
Exons: 1
Coding region: 1-651 (216 amino acids)
Source: RefSeq, a predicted model, not a curated record